Camelina sativa (false flax) is the source of this 398-nucleotide messenger RNA. Lineage: Eukaryota; Viridiplantae; Streptophyta; Magnoliopsida; Brassicales; Brassicaceae. The record is from RefSeq and is a predicted model, not a curated record.
CUUGAUUACUACUACUACACACACAAUCAUAUCUCGGACCCAAAAUGACGUUCUCUUCUCUCUACGCUUCGCUUCUCUUCUUUGCCUUCAUCUUCGUCACGCAUGCAUUCGACCUCAGCAUCAUCCAGAUGCAACAAGAAACAUGUCCGUACACGGUGGUUGUCAUGACGAGCUGCCUCUCUCCGGAGACGACAAGGGAUCAGAUCAGUAUCGUUUUUGGCGAUGCCGACGGUAACAAGGUGCAUGCACAGAGACUAGGCGGUUCGGUAAGAGGAUCAGGGGGUUUGGGGAAGUGUUCAACGAACACAUUCCAAGUCAGAGGUCAAUGUCUGAAUAACCCUAUCUGCUCUCUCUAUAUCAACCAGGAAGGACCCGACGGUUGGGUCCCANAUUUCUGA